This is a messenger RNA of Osmerus eperlanus (European smelt), 1773 nucleotides long. Its product is annotated as 4-galactosyl-N-acetylglucosaminide 3-alpha-L-fucosyltransferase 9-like. Gene Ontology annotation, molecular function: alpha-(1->3)-fucosyltransferase activity. NCBI's taxonomy places the organism in Eukaryota, Metazoa, Chordata, Actinopteri, Osmeriformes, Osmeridae. Gene Ontology annotation, cellular component: membrane. The transcript has 2 exons. Bases 300 to 1466 code for a protein of 388 amino acids. The record is from RefSeq and is a predicted model, not a curated record.
AAUGAAAACACUUGAUUCAAAUGACGCCUGUCAUGCCUGUGGGACGAACAACGACAUCCCCUGAUAUCAUUUAAUGAAUGAAGUUCAGAGAUAUUGCCAAAAGCGACUUUCGACUUUACUUAAAAAGAUAAUUCCACUCUACAUUGUUCACCUGGCAGGUGAUAAAAUGUUAUAAAUACAGGCCACACCUCUCUUUUAUUCAGGAGGAAGUGAGAAUAUUCCCACAUCUUGUGCUCUUAUCGCAUUACUGAAAUAGUGUGUGACACCCUAAUUUUCAAUUCUCCACCUCCUGGUAAGACAUGAUCAAGUCAACUUCCCAAGGGACAGUACUACGGCCUGCAUUGAUUUGCAGCUUUGUGGUGGUGUGCUCCUUUGUUGUCUUUUUUACGUACUACAAACCCAACAUCAACUCACUGUUGUGCACGGACAGAGAAUCAAAUGAGAAAGCUAUCUGUGUCUGCCAAGAUGGGCUAAAUCGAGAGGGGAAUCAGACUGAGGUCCUAUUCCAAACCUCACAACCCCAGAAGACAGGCAAGCAGAACUCCCAAGUAAUCCUCAGAGCUGACAAUCCAGACACUAUUCUCCUGAUCUGGAUGUGGCCAUUUGGACAAUCUUUUGACCUUCAUUCAUGUGCUGAUUUCAAUGUUCAAAGUUGUCGCUUGACAGACGACAAGAGCCUUUUUAAUAUUGCACAUGGAGUCCUCUUUCAUCACCGGGACAUCCAUGAAGAUCUAGGCAACAUGCCACAAAACCCACUUCCCUGGUUCCAGAAAUGGGUGUGGUUCAAUGCUGAAUCACCUGCCAACUCUAAAAGAUGGCCCAAGUUCGAUAACCUGUUUAAUAUGACCUCAAAUUAUCGACAGGAUUCCUCUGUACCUGUUCCUUGUGGAUCCUUAGUUGAGGUAACAGCUGUGGACAAACACUUUGAGCUGCCAACGAAGACUAAAUUGGUGUGCUGGAUUGUGAGCAACUGGCACCCAUCCUUCAGAAGAGUUCAGGUCUACAAGGGGCUGAGUAACCAUGUCAAAGUAGAGGCCUAUGGACGACACUUUGGUACAUACGUAAACAACGAAGACUAUACAAAAAACAUUUCUAGAUGCAAAUUUUACCUGUCCUUUGAAAAUUCAGUCUUCAAAGACUACAUCACUGAGAAGUUGUACAAUGCCAUGAGUUUGGGAGCUGUCCCAGUAGUUUUGGGCCCAUCCAGGCAAAACUAUGAGGAAUUCAUUCCAGCAGACUCUUUUCUUCAUGUGGAUGACUUCCCCAAUCAAAAGGAACUGGCAGAUCGGCUGCUUUUCCUUGACAAGAAUGAUGAAGAGUACAUGAAGUACCACAGCUGGAGGAAAAACUAUAAAGUUAAGGGAUGCUAUUUUGGACUUGAACAUGCAUGUCGAUCAUGUGACUACAUUAGACAGGAGAAAAGAUACAAAGCUAUUAACAAUCUAAAUCAAUGGUAUUGGGGCUGACCAGGCUGUUUGUAGUAAUCUUUGCGCCUGUGGAAAGUACCUACGUGAACAUGCUAUUUUAUUCAAUUACAUUCCACCACUUUUUCACCUGUAAUAAUAACAACGGAAAGUGUGGUUCAAUGUUCAAUGUAUGGACUGACUACUGCAUUCAAGCCAUUGAUUCGGCCAGCAAUUGUCUCUCACGCCAAUUGUCGCUUUUUUCCAUAGAACACCAUAAACACGUGUUAACACUUCUAACUGAAGUGGGGUGAAGUAGGAGGAUGUUUUUAGUCGCCGGGUGCCAUGGUGGAUCCUAUUAUCGGAAUUC